CUAACUUAGGAGAUGAUCUUGGUUUGUAUGCAAACUCCAACUUCACUUUCAUAUCAGAUAGACAGAAGGGGUUAUUGCCUGCACUUGAGAAACUUUUCCCAGCAGCAGAGCAUAGAUAUUGCCUAAGGCAUCUUCAUGAGAACAUGAAACGUAAAUGGAGGGGCAAGGAAUUCAAGGAUUGUCUUUGGAAAUGUGCAACAUGUACCACCAUACCACAAUUCAACAGUGCCAUGGAAGAACUAAAGAAACUUAACAGUGAAGCAUAUGACUGGCUUAAUUCUAUUCCACCUAAGCACUGGUCCAGAUCCCACUUCUCAGGGAGGGCACAUUGUGAUGCUUUGUUGAAUAAUAUGUGUGAGAGUUUGAAUAGCAAGAUAGUGAAGGGUCGUGAUAAGCCAAUUAUCAGUUGCUUGGAGUUUAUUAGGGAGUAUAUCAUGAGGAAAAUUGUCAUGGUUCAAAAAGAAAUUGAUAAAGCUAAUGGCCCAUUAACUCCUACAGCCACUAAGACCCUUGAAAAAAUUAAAGAAAGGGCAGUACAGUGUAGGGCAGUGUUCUGUGGCAAUGGGAAGUACCAGGUUACAAGUGAAGGUACUAAUCAGUAUGUGGUUAAUAUGGACCAACAAAAUUGUUCAUGUAAUAGGUGGGAACUGACAGGCAUACCCUGCAAACAUAGUAUAGCAGCUAUAUGGGAUAUGAGGCUCAACAAUGAAAAUGUUGGAAUACCUGAGACAUGGGUACACCCAACUUAUUGGCUCAAGACAUGGAAAGAAAUGUAUGUCUUCAAAGUUGAACCUAUUAAUGGGAGGUUAUUGUGGGAAAAAAGCACAUGUCCUACCAAGUUGAUACCACCAAAGUAUCGUGUCCCUAUUGGCAGACCAAAAAAAAAGAGAAGAAGAUCUGCAACAGAAGAUGAUGGAGUGUCCACAAAAUGGAAAUCUGUAACAUGCACAAAAUGAGGAAAUGUGGGCCAUAAUGGAAGGACCUGUAAGGGACAAUCACAGACUGGGAAUGGAACAGGAGAAGGUGCAGCAGGGAAUACAACAGGAGAAGGUGCAGCAGGUAGCAGUGGUGGUGUACAAAAUGGAGUUGGGAACAAAGGAAAAAGCCCCAUGCUUUGAGAAUUUGUAGUUUGGUAUCAUGAUCAUGAAGGAUAACUAUGUUUUUGUUAGGCAUUUAUUGCCAUAUUA
Lactuca sativa (garden lettuce) is the source of this 1187-nucleotide messenger RNA. NCBI's taxonomy places the organism in Eukaryota, Viridiplantae, Streptophyta, Magnoliopsida, Asterales, Asteraceae. The record is from RefSeq and is a predicted model, not a curated record.